Molecule: messenger RNA, 1686 nt
Organism: Marasmius oreades (fairy-ring Marasmius)
Lineage: Eukaryota; Fungi; Basidiomycota; Agaricomycetes; Agaricales; Marasmiaceae
Exons: 9
Coding region: 1-1686 (561 amino acids)
Biological process (GO): protein phosphorylation; cellular response to oxidative stress
Molecular function (GO): calmodulin binding; ATP binding; calcium/calmodulin-dependent protein kinase activity
Source: RefSeq, a predicted model, not a curated record
AUGGGCAGCCAGCACAGCAAAACUUUGCAAUCCCAGAAUCCGAACCAAGACGUUUCCACAAAUACCAAUCAAGGCGCUAUUCAUAAAGGAGAGAGAUUGCUCAACCGAAUGUCAAUGAAAUUCAAGGACUUGAAUCAAAGACCAACUUCAACCACGUCUUUAAGGAAGAAGUUCGAAACUGAAGAGGACACAAAGUCCAGUGCAGUCAGUUCUACAGACCGGACCAGCGGUCAACGACACGAAGAAGUUGAAAAGCGCCCAGCGCCGGACACCGUGACAGGACAGGGACAGGAGGCAUCGAAGACCAGUGAGGCGAUAUCAAAUACUGAUCUUCAACCAACAUUAGAGGAAUCGAUCACCACCAUUCGUUAUCCUGCCAUCUCUGUCGCCAGCGCAGUAAAGGAAUCUCAGUCUAGUCACAGCACUACCACCACCAACAUGCCGACGAAUACUACUGUUCCUUGCCAGUAUCGUACGGGCAAAACUCUUGGAAGUGGGACUUAUGCCAUCGUGAAGGAGGCGAUUCAUGUCAAGACGGGCAAGUACUACGCCUGUAAGGUGAUCAACAAGAAGUUGAUGGAGGGGAGAGAGUAUAUGGUUCGCAACGAAAUCGCGGUUUUGAAGAGGAUAUCGAGCGGAAAUCGGAAUGUCGUGACGCUGCACGAUUACUUUGAGACUGCUCACAACCUCUACCUCUGCUUUGACCUUUGUACAGGAGGUGAACUAUUUGAUCGUAUCUGUGCAAAGGGCAACUACUAUGAAGCCGAUGCCGCCGAUCUGGUACGAACUAUCAUGAGAGCAGUCAAAUACAUUCAUGCCGCUGGGAUUGUCCAUCGUGACCUCAAGCCCGAGAACCUGCUCUUCCGCACAAUUGCGGAAGACGCAGACAUCAUGAUCGCAGAUUUCGGGCUGAGCAGAAUCAUGGAGGAAGAAAAGCUGAGCAUGUUGACCGAAAUUUGCGGAACGCCGGGGUACAUGGCCCCCGAAAUUUUCAAAAAAACCGGACACGGAAAGCCCGUUGACGUUUGGGCUAUGGGCGUGAUCACCUACUUUUUACUCGCUGGCUACACACCUUUCGAUAAGGAUAGCCAACAAGCUGAGAUGGAGGCUAUCAUCGCUGGGGAUUACAAGUUUGAACCUCAAGAAUACUGGGCAAACGUCUCUGAUACUGCCAGAGACUUCGUAAGGGAAUGUUUGACUAUCGAUCCGACAAGCAGGCCUACGGCUGAAGAAGCACUCAAGCAUAAAUGGCUAGCUGACUCUGAGCCUCAUUACGUCCCGAGCUCGAAUGGAGAGCCUACUGAUCUGUUGCCGCAUGUGAAGAAGGCUUUCAAUGCUAGACAAUUAUGGCGUAAAGCAGCGUUCGGUAUCCGAGCCCUCAACCGCAUGUCUGCACUUGCUGGUGUCGGCCCAGAUGCACAGAAAUUAAAAGAAUUGAAAGGGGAGCUUUCGAGAUUCAAGGAGGAGAGUGAGAAGGAGGUUAUGGAGAAUACGUCUAUCGUUCAUCAUCAUCAUAUCUCUGAGGGGGACCAGGGUAGACAGACAGCUAAAGAGACGCUCAAGAGUCGGGAUGAUCUCAGUGUUGAAGGUGGGAACGAGCCUAGGACAGGUCAGACCCCCGAACUUGAUCAUUUGGAGAAUAAGAUGGCAAGGACAAGGUUGGAGGAUGAGGACAAUGAGAAAUAG